Anthostomella pinea is the source of this 1065-nucleotide messenger RNA. NCBI's taxonomy places the organism in Eukaryota, Fungi, Ascomycota, Sordariomycetes, Xylariales, Xylariaceae. The record is from the annotation of a GenBank genome assembly.
AUGACGGAAAACGCGGCAAAGAGAAUGAAGAUGGAGGGCGGCGGCGUCAAGAUCGGCACCCACAACGGUCACUUCCACGCCGACGAGGCCCUGGCCGUCUACAUGCUACGGCUCCUACCCACAUACGCCGGCUCCUCCCUCGUCCGCACACGCGACCCGGCCCUGCUGCAGACCUGCCACACCGUCGUCGACGUGGGCGGCGAGUACGACGCCUCGGCGAACCGCUACGACCACCAUCAGCGCACCUUCACCACCACCUUCCCGGGCCGCCCGACCAAGCUCUCGAGCGCCGGCCUGGUGUUCAUGCACUUCGGCAAGAGCAUCAUCGCUCAGCACAUAUCGCAACCCGAGGACAGUGACGAGGUCGGUGUACUGUGGAACAAGCUGUACGAGUCCUUCAUCGAGGCGCUGGACGCCCACGACAACGGCAUCUCGGCCUACGACCCGGCCGGCAUAUCAUCCGCCGGUCUGGAGAAGCGCUUCAGCGACGGCGGCUUCACCCUGGGUGCCAUGGUCGGCCGGCUGAAUCCCAACUGGAACGACCCUACCCCCUCUGACCCGGUCGAGGCGCAGGCCGCCGAGGACAGCAAGUUCCUGCUCGCCAGCGCACGCAUCGGCGAGGAGUUCGCGCGCGACCUCGAGUACUACGCCAAGGCCUGGCUGCCGGCGCGCACCAUCGUACAGGACGCCUGGGCCAAGCGCACGCAGUACGACCCGGAGGGCCGCAUCAUGGUGUUGGAGGGCCAGGCCGUGCCGUGGAAGGAUCACCUAUACACGCUGGAGGAGCAGGAAGGGGCGAAAGACGGGAAGAAGGUGUUGUAUGUGCUGUACCCGGAGAAGCCCGUGCCGGAUGCGAAGUGGCGCAUACAGGCCGUGCCCGUUACCAAGGACUCCUUCCAGAGCCGCAAGGCCCUGCCCGAGCCGUGGAGGGGCGCCCGAGACGCACAGCUGGACGAGGUCAGCGGUGUGCCCGGCGGCGUCUUCAUACAUGCGUCUGGCUUCAUUGGUGGGAACAAGACAUUUGAUGGUGCCAAGGAGAUGGCUGCCAAGGCGUGUGCAUUCUAA